Messenger RNA from Puccinia graminis f. sp. tritici CRL 75-36-700-3, 1378 nucleotides. RefSeq lists its product as uncharacterized. The annotation marks the transcript as partial. The record is from RefSeq and is a predicted model, not a curated record. The transcript has 5 exons. NCBI's taxonomy places the organism in Eukaryota, Fungi, Basidiomycota, Pucciniomycetes, Pucciniales, Pucciniaceae.
AUGACAGGUCUUCCAAUCGUACGAGCGCUGGCUGGCCUUGGUCCACCAGCCAGAGCUGGAUCCUGUGUUCUGAUUGGUCGUGUCGUGGAUAGAGGUAAGAGCACACCACUCAUCCUCAGAUCCUUCAAUUUGAUUGGUCGGAAUCGGGGCUGGCUUCUUUUGAGAGAGUUACGCGUCGAGUCUUGCACGUUUCUGCUUGUCCGUGGGACCAUUGGCCCUUCCUUAUCUGAAGGUCCCCGUAGGGUAGGUAUUAGCGUCGCCACCUUAUCAUCCUACCCAGACCUCUUACCCAGCCACUCAGCCAUGCCCCGUUUCAACAAACACACUCCCGGCCCUAGGGCCUCAAAUCCGUACCCUCUCCGUUCCAGGGUGAACCACCCGAUCCAUUCUAGUCCUUUAGAGAGAGGUCGAGUCCUGGGCUCGCCUAUUCAAUUGGACUCUCGAGAGUCCUCACGUCCUCCGAUUCUGAAUGCGUCGCCGAUCGCGCCGCCAUCGUCGGUCAGGGGCCAACCAGCUGGUUCCCCCAUCGAGAUCGACUCUCAAGGGUCUGCCCCGCCUCCGCUGGCCGAUCCGCGCACGAUCACGCGGCCGGUUUCUCCCAAGGCCACCCGAGCUUCUAGAGCACAACGGGUGCCUCCUGGUUUGGUGGGGCUCCUCCCUCAAGAUCAAGGUGCCGCCUCACCGCCCUACCAGCACUGUCCAACCCCGCUCCUGGACCCGAAUCCGAUGUUUCAGCCACAGGUUACGCCCGAGUGGCGUCGUCCAGCUUCGAACAGCCGAGGUUCCUCGGGUUCUCCAGUGGCUCGUCGUCCUUUCGAGGUUGCAGAAUCGUCAUUGAAUCACUUGUCGUCGCUUCUGAGCUCAAAUCGCGCUGUCAUUGAUGAGCCCUGGACGCUACCACCGGCUCCGCGUCCACGAAAUCUGAGCACGCCCAGCGAUGUCCGUUCCGCUGUCGACGUCGUGCCUCCUACUUCGACUUCCGUCUCUCAAGAAGAGUCUGCAGUCUCAGCUGAAGACUCUUUCGAGUCUUCUUCCAGUCGGCACACUGCCUCCAGCAACCAGUCCUAUCCCUUCGCGCGUCAGCCCCGUGUCGCCUCGCCUGAUCCUCCUGGGUUCUACGACGUCGACGAGUUCCAUCUCCUGAGGGAUCAUCAGAUCGAUUCCCUCCUCAGUCGUCGAGCGGAUCCGGCUAGGUUCGAUCGGUACGCUUUUUGCCCUCGAGAGUUUACGGCCUUCUAUCAAUCGGCCGCUAGUGGUUUUGUAGCCUACUGCAAUGCAGAGCGCCCUUCGGGUCCUCGUGAUCAGGCUCACCGCGUUAGUCACUUCAAAUUUCUUAACCGCAGCUACAUGUCGCUUAGGCGUCACUUCCGUCACUUGG